GCCCCUGCGGCGCCGCUGGAGCCCUCCUCACGCCGUCGCCGCCGCGCUCGUGUCCGCCGCCCGGCCUAGGAGCCGAGAUAACCGGUAGAAGUCGCACGCGUGGCCCGCCGUGAAGAUGGAGGGGCCCUUAUCUGUGUUCGGGGACCGCAGCACCGGGGAGGCGAUCCGCUCCCAGAACGUUAUGGCUGCAGCUUCCAUUGCCAAUAUUGUAAAAAGCUCCCUUGGUCCGGUUGGCUUGGACAAAAUGCUGGUGGAUGAUAUUGGAGAUGUAACCAUUACUAACGACGGUGCAACCAUCCUGAAGUUGUUGGAGGUGGAACACCCUGCAGCUAAAGUUCUCUGUGAGCUGGCUGAUCUGCAGGACAAAGAAGCUGGGGAUGGGACCACUUCUGUGGUUAUUAUUGCAGCAGAACUUCUGAAAAAUGCAGAUGAACUAGUCAAACAGAAAAUUCAUCCCACAUCAGUAAUUAGUGGCUAUCGGCUGGCAUGCAAGGAAGCUGUGCGAUAUAUCAGUGAAAAUCUAAUUAUUAACACAGAUGAACUUGGAAGAGACUGCCUGAUUAAUGCUGCUAAGACAUCCAUGUCUUCCAAAAUUAUUGGAAUAAAUGGUGAUUUCUUCUCUAACAUGGUAGUGGAUGCCGUGCUUGCUAUUAAGUACACAGACUCAAGAGGCCAGCCACGCUAUCCAGUCACUUCUGUUAAUAUUCUGAAAGCUCACGGGAGAAGUCAAACAGAAAGCAUGCUGGUCAAUGGCUAUGCACUCAACUGUGUGGUGGGAUCCCAGGGCAUGCCCAAGAGGAUAGUUAAUGCAAAAAUUGCUUGCCUUGACUUCAGCCUGCAGAAAACAAAAAUGAAGCUUGGUGUACAAGUGGUUAUCACAGACCCUGAGAAAUUGGACCAAAUUAGACAGAGAGAGUCAGAUAUCACCAAGGAGAGGAUUCAGAAGAUCCUGGCGGCUGGCGCUAAUGUUGUUCUCACCACUGGAGGGAUUGAUGACAUGUGUCUCAAGUAUUUUGUGGAAGCUGGUGCUAUGGCAGUCCGGAGAGUUUUAAAGAGAGACCUUAAACGCAUUGCUAAGGCUUCUGGGGCAAGUAUUUUGUCAACCCUUGCCAAUUUGGAAGGCGAAGAAACUUUUGAAGCCACAAUGUUGGGACAAGCAGAAGAGGUGGUACAGGAGAGAAUUUGUGAUGAUGAACUCAUCUUAAUCAAAAAUACAAAGGCUCGUACAUCUGCAUCAAUUAUCUUGCGUGGGGCAAAUGAUUUCAUGUGUGAUGAGAUGGAGCGCUCCCUACAUGAUGCUCUGUGUGUGGUGAAGAGAGUUUUGGAGUCCAAGUCCGUGGUCCCAGGUGGUGGGGCCGUAGAAGCAGCCCUUUCCAUUUACCUUGAAAACUAUGCGACCAGCAUGGGGUCUCGGGAACAGCUUGCGAUUGCUGAAUUUGCAAGAUCUCUCCUUGUUAUUCCUAAUACUCUGGCAGUUAACGCUGCUCAAGACUCCACAGACCUGGUUGCAAAGUUAAGAGCAUUUCAUAAUGAGGCUCAAGUUAACCCAGAACGCAAAAACCUAAAAUGGAUAGGUCUCGAUUUGGUCAAUGGGAAGCCCCGAGACAACAAACAAGCAGGGGUUUUUGAACCCACCAUUGUUAAGGUGAAGAGCUUGAAAUUUGCCACAGAAGCUGCAAUUACCAUUCUUCGAAUUGAUGACCUUAUAAAAUUACACCCGGAGAGCAAAGACGAUAAACAUGGAGGCUAUCAGGAUGCCGUUCACUCCGGAGCCCUGGAUGACUGAUCUCACUCCCCCUUAUUUAUAACAGUGUUAGAGGCAGUGUCUUACACCUUACAUAUUAAAAGUACAGCAAGCUGUCAACUUGGA
This is a messenger RNA of Dipodomys ordii (Ord's kangaroo rat), 1870 nucleotides long. It is a transcript of the gene Tcp1, whose product is annotated as t-complex 1. Gene Ontology annotation, molecular function: ATP-dependent protein folding chaperone; ATP binding; ATP hydrolysis activity. Gene Ontology annotation, biological process: protein folding. Gene Ontology annotation, cellular component: chaperonin-containing T-complex. The transcript is spliced from 12 exons. The record is from RefSeq and is a predicted model, not a curated record. The coding region runs from base 116 to 1786 and encodes 556 amino acids. NCBI's taxonomy places the organism in Eukaryota, Metazoa, Chordata, Mammalia, Rodentia, Heteromyidae.